Colletotrichum destructivum is the source of this 1395-nucleotide messenger RNA. RefSeq names its product Putative protein kinase-like domain superfamily. NCBI's taxonomy places the organism in Eukaryota, Fungi, Ascomycota, Sordariomycetes, Glomerellales, Glomerellaceae. The record is from RefSeq and is a predicted model, not a curated record. The transcript is spliced from 2 exons. The coding region runs from base 1 to 1395 and encodes 464 amino acids.
AUGUAUGAUACACUCUCUCUGAGCACUUGCUUCGAUUCUCUCCAAGACACCAACGGCGACGAUCAAGCACGCGCUUGGAUCCGAAAAGCCCUCGAUGCCAAGAUCGACCUAGCAAGAUUUGUUGCCGACCGUCGAGGAAAGGGUCGAGCCACCGAGGUCGUCGGCUACCUCAAGGGCGCCUUCAACAUGGGCUUCCGAAUCAGGUUUGAGGAUGACGGGCCCGACGCCGUCAUCCGUUUCCCAAAGCCCGGUCACAUCUCGACGGUGUUCUUGGAGGAGAAGCUUGUCAAUGAAGUACGUGCCAUCGAGUUCAUACACCACAACACAACAAUCCCGGUUCCGUUUGUGCACGCUUGGGGCUUGACCCACGAGAGUCCGCGGCAGCUCGGCCCCUUUAUCAUUAUGGACUUUGUUGAGGGCACCUUGGCCUCGAGAGUUCUCCAAAAGCCCACCGACGAUGACCAGCAAGAACUGAUCUUGAACCCGGACCUGGACAGUUCCCUGCUAGACAGGUUCUACCAGCAACGUAUUGGCGUUAUUUCGAAACAGCCUGGAGAGCCUGGGGCCGGGGAGGAUGUGUGGUCCUCUUCCAAGAGACCUCUGACGUACAACAUGAACGAACUGGCCACGUCCGCAGGCUACCCAGCAGAUAGCUUUCCGACCACAAGCUUCGCCCGCGCCAGCAACUUCUUCAAGAGAAUGUCUCACGAGCACCUGGUCCACCUGCGCACCCAGCGGAAUCUUGCUUUCACCCCCGAGAUUGCCCGCGCCCGCUACAUUGCCCGCCACCGGUACCUCCAGCUCGUCGACUCUUACUGCAGCGCCGAAGACGACGCAGGCCCCUUAACCCCGUUCUGCGACGACUUCCGGCCGGCCAAUAUGCCUGUUGACCCCGACACCAUGCAGAUCACGGCCGUGCUCGACUGGGAGUUCACCAACGCCAUGCCCGCCCAGUUCUCGAACGAUCCGCCCUGGUGGCUGCUGCUGGCCGACCCGGGCAGCUUGGUGGACCGCGACGCCGUGCAGGAGUUCCGUGACCUAUACGAACCCCGGAUGGAACAGUUCCUCCGGAUGCUCGAGACGGUCGAGGCCAAAGAAGGCCGGGACGCCCGCGGAGACGGGGACGGAGACGACCGGCCACCUCUCUCGGCCCGGAUGCGCGCCUCGUGGGCGACGGGCCGGUUCUGGUUCAAUUUCGCAUCCCGGAAAAGCUACGACGUUGACAACAUCUAUUGGAAAGUACUGCACGAAGGGGGUGACGCGGCCGCGCUGCUCAAGCCGGAGGUGCGCGCCGGGAUGGACGCCGCUGUAGAGAAGGAGAUGGCACAGUUAAAGGAAUACAGGGAGGAAUGCGCACCGCGUUUCCCCAAUGAGAAGGCUGAUGACAACAAGUAG